Molecule: messenger RNA, 423 nt
Organism: Saccoglossus kowalevskii
Lineage: Eukaryota; Metazoa; Hemichordata; Enteropneusta; Harrimaniidae
Source: RefSeq, a predicted model, not a curated record
AUGGAAAAUUUCUGCGAGUGGGCAUUAGAAAAAGAGCAUAAUUGGAUGAUUUUCAUCGCACAUAAUUCAAAGGGGUACGAUGGGAUUAUGAUUCUGAAACGCUGUCACGAUCACAAUAUACUACCUGAAGUCAUCAUGAAUGGUUCAAAAGUCAUGCAACUAUACAUCCGUCGUGCAGAUAUCAAAUUCAUUGAUAGCUUGAAUUUCCUGCCCAUGGCUCUAUCUAAACUUUCUAAGACCUUUGGCAUCGACGAGUUACACAAGGGCUUUUUUCCCAACCUGAUUUCGAGAACCGCUGGAGACAAUUACAGAAGACCCGGGGCUCCUUAUUUUGACCCAGAUGGUAUGAAGGAGGCUGCUAAAAACUGCUCAAGUACUGUUGGAGUGGCGUGCGCAUACUUGAGGAAUGUUUAUGGCAUUUAG